Brugia pahangi is the source of this 1128-nucleotide messenger RNA. NCBI's taxonomy places the organism in Eukaryota, Metazoa, Nematoda, Chromadorea, Rhabditida, Onchocercidae. The record is from the annotation of a GenBank genome assembly.
AUGGGCAGUGAACGUUUGGAACCGUUGGAAACGCUCGAGAAAGAUUAUUACUUAGAUGAACGUAACGACUGGUAUAGUGAAGGUGAACAAAGAGACAGCGAAAGUUCCGAUGAUGAAUUACGCGAGCAGUUACUGGAACUGGCUGGCAUGCGGUGUGACUCUGAGAAAGGAAAACGUAAUAUUUUAAAUUACUUCAAAGCUAUCACUUCCUGGAAUAAUUUGCGUUUAGCAAAUCUAAUUGUUGAAUUUGCGUUCGUUUCAGAACGGGGAAAGGUGAAGAAACGGGAUGAAUUUGAAGCAGAUAUGAACAGUGAACUGAGCGAAAAUUUUGUUGCGCAUGCAUCAAAAAUAUUUUUGUUGAAAGAAGGAAAUGCAAGGAAAUUAGAAAUUAACGACGAAAAUGAGAUUGAUGCAAAAAGUCAUGACAGCAAAGCCAUACAGAAUGAAACCACUUCAAACAGCUAUGUUUCCCCAUCAACGAGUAACAACAAUUUUUCAAAUUUUGCGAAACCGGUAACUUUCGAAAACCAGCUCGACAAACUUACUGACUUUGAACGCAGUUCAAAAUCUUUCAGUGAUAACAGCAAUUUAUCAGAUAAGACAUCAAACAAGGCAACGAAGAAAGCAAAAAAUGAAGCAGUUGAAUUUUAUGAUUCGGAUGAAGAUGAAGACAAUGAAUGUUGGGUACGGCAUCAUCGAGAACAAUUGAAAAUCGUAAAACCUUUGAACAGUUUUUCCAAUGAAGAUGACGGAACGAAGCAAAAAAAAGAUCAGGAUCAUGCAACUGAUGCAGUACUAUCUUGUCCUGCAUGUAUGUCGUUAUUAACACGAGAUUGUCAAAGGCAUGAACUCUAUCUUAAUCAGUAUAGGGCUAUAUUUGUGGAGAACUGUAAUGUGGUAAAAAAUGAAGUGUUAUUUUUGCCUCAGUCAGGAAAAAAUAAGCAUAAAGCUCGAAAGAACGUUGCAGGAAUUAAGCCAAACGCUGUCGUUGAUGCUGCCGUUAGUACAGUCCUUCCAAAGGAAGAUUUAUUUCAUCCAGUCCUUUGUAGCAUUUGUACCACAAAUGUUGGAGUGUAUGAUUAUGAGGAGGUUUUUCAUUUUUUCAAUGUUCUCACAGGUUAUGCUUGA